CAGCCCAGGUGCUCUCCUUUUCUCGAAGGCUGCUGCCCUCCCGAGACCCCGUCUUCGGUGUGGUGGUGAUGGGGUGCGGUAACUCCAAGGGGUACGAGAUCGACCUUGACCCGCCAGUCGCAACCAAGCCGCCCGCCGCGACCGCGGAGUACGGCGCGGGCGCGGCCGCGCCAUUCCGCCUCUCAAUGGGGACAGGGGCGGAGGCGGGGUCAAUCACCCCCGAGGGUACCUUCACUGCGCGCACGGAGACGACCAACGACGGGUCGGAGUCGCCCCGGUCGGAGAUUGGCGAUAUCCUCCCGCUCACACCCAAGCGGGACUCGGACGCCAAGCUGCUCGACCACAACUUUAUGCUCACCUCGUUGCCGAGAGGGGGCAUGGGCUUGGGCAUGCCCGUCGCCUACGAGGCGCCCCAGAUGCCGGCGUCGAUGAGCGCGGCGCUCGGCCCGGUGGGCCGGCAGCCGCACUCCUCCUCCGGCUCCUCCCCUCGCGCGGACGAGCCCGGCCUCGAGGGCCCUCCGACACCGCUGGGCGGUUUCGGGCUCAGACCGGCGUUCUCGGCGGUCGCGAACCCCGCCCUCGACCCCGCCUACCUGACCCUCCCGCGCCACCAGAUGGGGUCGCCGCGGUAUGCGCAGGAGCGUGAGGAGGAGGCGAAGGAGCUGAGCUCGCGCCACAGCUCGCAGCGAGAGUCGAACAGCUACAGCGACAGCAGCAGCGAGGAGGAGGAGGAGGAGGAGGCUCCGACUCGCGCCAAGCCGGCCUUCAAGCUCAACAUGUCUGCCGUGGAGAGGGACGAGGUGGACGGCUCGAAGCCGGUCGCGGCACCGCACACGUGCAAGGAGGACAUCCUGAAAAACCUCAUGGCGGAGGGCGAGUCGAGGGAGGCGGCGGCGGGCGGGAAGAUAUCUUCGAUUUGAUGAGCAGUUGAUGGCGCACGCGCGAGUGGAGAGCGGAAUCAGAGCGGAGGAUGUACCUGUCCUCUAACCGCUGUGUGUGGACUCGGGGCCGGAGGGGCGGAGGGCCAAAGGCAAUGUUGACGAGUGGAGAGAGGUGGGGCAACGACGAAGGGUGUGGGGUGUCGCGCGCUGAGCGAUAUACCGCACACAGAGUGGAGAGAGCGAGAGAGUGGUUUGUGCAGAGAUCACACACGAGCACGGCAGUCGGCACACAUGAGUCAUGACACAAGUAUCAAGUUCGUCACAAGAAAAAGGAC
Molecule: messenger RNA, 1216 nt
Organism: Emiliania huxleyi CCMP1516
Lineage: Eukaryota; Haptophyta; Isochrysidales; Noelaerhabdaceae
Exons: 3
Coding region: 69-920 (283 amino acids)
Source: RefSeq, a predicted model, not a curated record